CGGAGCGCUAACGGAGCAACAGCAUUUUGCUGAACCAUAAACCAUGCUCCAAACGGUCUUCCGACGCGCCAUCGAGCCUGCUUGACUUGUGAGAGGUUAUUCGAAGAUACUGAAAUUAUAUCAUUGAAAUGCUACGUUCCGUAAAUUAUAAUUUUUACUUCCAACGAAGUCUAAAUUUCACACAUGCUGUAUCAAUGUGUUCAGUCAAUGUGAGACUCGUGAGUUAUCUACGGCGAUCAACUCAUCACCUUAACCUGAACCAGGGUGCCAGUCACAUUGACAGUGGAAAUAGUCUAACAUUUGUAAUUCACAUGUCGAAGACUAUGUCACCCGUUGCAGGUAAAGAUAGUUUAUUUAAUUUCGAUCGAAAUACGCCGUCUCAGUUCAAUACACAGAGUGCAACGGGUUUACGUUCUUCACACACCGGAAUCAACAUUUCAAGAAAUUGCAGCAAACCUUUGAUUAAUUCGAUGUUAUUGCUCGCCAAUCGCACUCGCUAUACGGUUCUCCAUCCUAAACAUUUUAGAGUCAGGCAAUUCUCAAGUGAAACGACACAGUAUGUACCGCAAGUCCGGUUAACUGGAGUUUGGAAAGAUAUAUCGGAGAGCACACCUGCUGAAUUUGUACAAUAUACUUUGGUCACAUUUCAGUCUACGACCGGUUUACCAUGGUGGGCAACCAUCGUUUUAACCACAGUUAUAGCAAGAAGUACUUUGACGCUACCAUUGAGUCUUUAUCAACAUUACAUUAUUGCCAAAGUUCAAAAUUUGAACAUCGAAAUGAGUGAUAUUGUUAAAAAACUGCAAGCCGAAGCAAAUGUAGCUGUAUCACAUUACAAAUGUCCUGAACCUCAUGCUAGGAUGCUGUAUAAUACAAAGAUAAAAUUAAUCGUAAUGAUGUCCAUAAAUUUUGCGGAAGCUGAAAAACUGCCGACGUAG
Molecule: messenger RNA, 938 nt
Organism: Neodiprion virginianus
Lineage: Eukaryota; Metazoa; Arthropoda; Insecta; Hymenoptera; Diprionidae
Exons: 3
Coding region: 129-938 (269 amino acids)
Biological process (GO): mitochondrial respiratory chain complex IV assembly; protein insertion into mitochondrial inner membrane from matrix
Cellular component (GO): mitochondrial inner membrane
Molecular function (GO): membrane insertase activity
Source: RefSeq, a predicted model, not a curated record